Messenger RNA from Anneissia japonica, 1150 nucleotides. RefSeq names its product protein ALP1-like. The transcript has 3 exons. NCBI's taxonomy places the organism in Eukaryota, Metazoa, Echinodermata, Crinoidea, Comatulida, Comatulidae. Bases 535 to 1086 code for a protein of 183 amino acids. The record is from RefSeq and is a predicted model, not a curated record.
UAGGCUUAGGUUUAACAAUUAAGUUGAGUUUUAUUAACUAGCUAUUUCCAUUUACAGUUUGUGCUGCAUUCAACAGUAUGGUGGGAGACGGUGCUCAAUUAAUAUGGUAACAUAUUUUGGAGGAAGAAUUUCCGUAUGUCCAGGCAGACCUUUGAUGAGUUAUGCACACUUCUGCAACCUCACCUGCAGAGACAAGCGUCGAAUGGAUUUACAAUUGAAAAAGUCAUCGCGAUCGCAUUAUAUCGACUUGCAACACCAUGUGACCUGAGAACUAUAGCUAAUUUAUUUGGAGUAGGCAGAUCGACAACAUGCGAAAUAGUUCAUGAGGUUUGCAAAGCAAUUGUUGAUGUGAUGUUUGAUCAAUACAUAGUUUGGCCAGUUGGUGACAGACUCCAACAAACAAUAAUGUGUUUUUAAAAUAAGUAUGGUUUUCCGCAGUGUGCCGGUGCUGUAGACGGUACGCAUAUUCCAAUUAUUGCACCUAACAAAAAUCCUGCGGACUAUCAUAACAGAAAAGGAAUUUAUUCUGUUGUAAUGCAAGCUGUUGUCGAUGAUAAAUUAAGGUUCACAGAUAUAAACGUCGGGUGGCCUGGCCGUGUUCACGAUGCAAGGGUUCUAAGAAAUUCAUCACUGUUUAGAAGAGGAGAGGAUGGAACAUUGUUCCCACAGUGGAACCGAAAUAUAAAUGGUGUGGAUGUGCCAGUUGUAAUCCUAGGUGACCCAGCAUACCCACUGUUGACAUGGCUGCUUAAAGGGUUUUCAGAAGGCGCUAAUUUCACCCGCGAAAAGCGUAAUUUUAAUUAUCGUCUAAGCAGGGCCAGGAUGGUUGUGGAAAGAGCAUUCGGUCAACUAAAGGGCAGGUGGCGGAUCUUAUUGCGUCGAAAUGACACUCAAUUACAGAAAGUUCCAAAAUUGGUUACAGCCUGCUGUGUACUCCACAAUUUCUGCAUUCAAACCAACGAGGAAUACAAUGAAGAGUGGGAUGAUCAUGACGAAGAUGUACAGCCAGAAAAUGAGGAAAACAAUAACGUCCCUGGAACUUCGGCUGCAGAUAUGCGCACUGCAUUACUCGCAUAUUUUAACUAGCUAGUAGAAACAUUCAAAUACAGUAUGAACAGAAAAUAUUUGACGUAAAUGAGCACCAGGUGGU